AACAAGAGAAAAAGAUCAGAUGAACUGAUGACUGACAGCAUGUGACAGACAGACAGGUAGAGAGACAGACAGACAAACGUACAGGUAGAGAGAUAGACAGACAGGUAGAGAGACAGACAGGUAGACAGACAGGUCAUCAUGUCCAUCAGUGUGAACCUGAAGAGGAUCUCCAACCUGCCCGGACGCUCCGACCGCAAAGUGGAGCUGUGCUUCAGAGGUUUCACCCAUAAGACCAGGGCUCUGCAGUGUGAGGAUGUUGCCGUCUUCAACGAGUAUUUCCGGUGGCCACACUAUGGGAAGCUGAUCAGAGAUGAGGUUUUAUCAGUCAGUGUCUACAACUGCAGUAAAGUCUUCUCUAACAGACUGUUAGGGAAGCUGGUUGUCAGUCUGCAGCAUGUUGUCACCGCGGGGAGGCUGUUGUUACGGGAACCGCUCACUGACGCCAACUACAGCCUUACUGAUAUCUACAUUGAGCUGGACGUGCGGUACCACCCUGUGCAGGGGGCGGCGGGCGGCUGGGAGGGAGACGACUUCCUCCAGCUGGAGGACAAGGACGACUCAGCUCUGAUCAUCAGGAACGUCGGCUUCAAUGACCCCGAGAGCCAUGUGACUGUCGCUCGCCCAGACCGGCUGGAGCGAGAGGUCCGGCAGCUGGGGCGGAGUCUGAUCCGAUCCGGGGGCAUAGAUGACGAUGAUGAUGAUGAUGAUGAUGAUGAUGACAUCACAGACCUGGAAGUCGCCAACAUCACCAGCACUCCCCUGCUGAGUCGUUGCAGGCCGCUGUCCAGACAUGUUGUGGCUGCAGCACCGAGAGUCCAGAGUUUCCAGGUGAACGUGAACAUCCUGGAGGCUCAGAAGCUGGUUGGAGUGAACAUCAACCCGGCUGUGUUCAUCAGAGUCGGUGGGCAGAAGAAACACACAGCGACGCAGAAAUCCACCAACUGUCCGUUCUACAACGAGAACUUCCUGUUUGAGUUCCAGGAAGCUCCAGAGAUCCUCUACGAUAAAGUCAUAGAGAUAAAGGUGUUCCACAGGCGGGUUCUCGCAUUUCUGAUGACUCACAUCGGAACCUUCAAGAUUGACAUCGCUACCGUGUACAACCAACCAGACCACAGGUUCUACCAGAAGUGGGCGCCUCUCAGUGACCCAGCAGACACCAGGUCAGGGGUCAAAGGUUACGUCAAGGCCAGUCUGAGUGUGAUCAUGAAGGGAGACGCUCUGAGCAUGCCCAGUCUGCCCCCGGCCUCCAGCUCAGGAGCCAAUGAGGACAUAGAGAAGAACCUGCUGCUUCCUCGUGGUCUGGGUUCCGAGCGUCCCUGGGCUCGGUUCCAGGUGCGGGUCUACCGGGCGGAGGGCCUGCCCACCAUGGAGGCGGGGCUGAUGGCCAAGAUGUCAAAGGUCACCGAUCGGACUGUCUUCAUCGACCCCUACGUGAAGGUGACCUUUGCUGGACAGCAGGGAGAGACGUCGGUCUCCAGUUCCACCAGUUCUCCGGUGUGGAACGAGCAGAUCUCCUUCAUUGAACAGUUUCCUCCUCUGGCUCGACGAAUCAGAAUCCAGAUCCUCGAUGAUGCCAACAUCGGAGACGUUGCCUUGGCGACGCACUUCCUGGAUCUGCAGCAGAUCUCCGAUCCCACCCGGAACGGGUUCAAUCCCACUUUUGGUCCAUGUUGGGUUAAUCUCUACGGUUCUCCUCAGAACUCCACACUGGGAGACAUUCACCAGGCUUUGAAUGAGGGUUUGGGAGCUGGAAUCUUCUACCGAGGUCGAAUCCUAUUGGCUCUCAGUGUGAACAUUUACUCCUCCCCCUCUGCUGUCCCCACGGAGACAGGCCCCGCCCCCCUGGGAAAGGUGAAGGGAGCGCUGGGCCGGCUGGGACUGAAGAGGAAGAGGAGCAGCAAGUCCAAGCAGAAGAAGGAAGCAACUCAGCCAGCCAGCGGACUGAUGGAGGAGUCAGGAGAGGCGGGGCCUGAGGUGCCUGAAUCUGUUACCGUGGAGAUAGAGGAGGUCCACCCACUCCCUGAGGGGUUCCUGGGGGACAAGGAGGAGUUCCUGCUGUUUGCGUCGCUGUUUGAAGUCACCAUGAUGGACCCGUCUGUGGGAACCCGGCCGCUGACUUUUGAACUCUCCAUAGGGAAUUAUGGGAAGGUGGUGGAAGUGGACAGAGUCAAGAAGAGCAGGAGCAAAGAGGAGCUGAGGAGGAGGAGGGAGGAGCAGGCAGAGGAGGUGCAGGGUCUGCUGGAGUCUGAGGAGGAGCUGGACAGAGAGGAGCUGCUGAGUCCUGAACCCGACAGCAGAUCCGUCUCCGCUGCCAUGAGACCCCAGCCCACCGAGUACGACAGGUCGUUCAGCUGUCUCCCUCUCCAGCCCCCGGCAGUGAGACUGAAGCCCUGUCUGUCUGUCUGGAGUCAGUUUGAGGAUCACAGUUUCCGCCUCCAUCAGGCCAACUGGCUGAGCAAGAUGGCCGACCGCCUGGAGAUCGGCGUGGAGGAGGUAGAGCGUCUCCUCAGGAGGCCGAGGAGCAAAGUGAAGGAGCGUCUGGUGGAGGUGCUGCUGGAGCUGGUGGCCUCCUGCAAACAGUUCAGUGUUUUUGCAGACAGGAGGGUUCAGUCACGUCCCAACAACCUGGACAGAUGCAGGAAGGAGUUUAUCAAGAAGAACCUGGUGUUAUUAGCCCGGCAGGCUGUGAGGGCCAAGAAGAGGAUCACCAGGCGGACGGCUAAACAGCAGCUGGUCGAGGCCAAGAAGAUUCUGAAGAAACUCCGCCAACUGGCUAAAGAGCCCCAGAGUACGAUCCCAGAUGUGUUUCUAUGGUUACUAAGCGGAAGCAAGCGAUUGGCCUAUGUCAGAAUCCCCGCCCAUUCCAUCCUGUUCUCACUGGUGGAGGAGCAAAAGGGGCGGGACUGUGGCAAACUCACCACCCUCUACAUGAAGUCUCCAGGAGGUCCAGCAGGGGAGAUCUUCGCCAAGCUGGAGGUCUACCUGUGGCUCGGACUGACCAAGUACAGUAAGGAGGUGAUCAGCUCGCUGCCGGAGGAGUUCCUGCCGCUGUACGAGGAGCAGGAGGCGCAGCAGGAGGACGAGGAGCGCAGGCCUGCAGCUUCGGGCAGGAGGAGGGUUCCUGUCAGCCUGUCCUGCCAGGACAGCAGGUACUUCCAGCUGCGAUGUCACCUGUACCAGGGGCGUGGCCUGAUGGCGGCUGAUGACGACGGCCUUUCAGAUCCCUUCGCUAAGGUCUUGUUUGCUACACAGUGUCAAGUCACACAGGUGGUGUCGGAUACACUCUCUCCAGCCUGGUGUGAGUGUUUGCUGUUUGACAGAGUUCUGCUGGAGGGAACGAGGGAGGAGCUUCUACAAGACCCGCCCCUUAUUAUAGUCAGCAUCUACGACUAUGACGCCAUGGGCAGUCCCGAGCCUCUGGGCAGGGCGUAUGCAGAGCCCGAGCUGAAGUUUGUGGAGGAGCCGUAUCAGAAGCCCCGCCUCCAGUUCUAUGACAUCAGCAGGGGGAAGGCUCCAGCUGGCGAGCUAUUGGCUGCCUUCGAGCUCAUAGAGCUGGACUACUCUGGGUUUGGAGAGCCCUGUCUCCCCCGCGGUGUUGACCCUCAGGAUCUGUCCUUCCUCCCAGAUCAGAGACGCUUCAUCAUCCCAGAUGGAGUCCGUCCUGUUUUGAAGACCUUCAGGAUCGAGGUGUUGUUCUGGGGCGUGCGGGACCUGCGGCGGGUGCAGCUGUUUGAGGUGGAGCGCCCCCUGGUGAGGGUGGAGUGUGCAGGACGGCAGCUGGAGUCCGAGGAGAUCGAGAGCUACCAAACCAACCCCAACUUCAGGGAGUUGGUCCGCUGCUUCCACGUGGAGCUGCCGGAGCAGGCGUACCUCCACCCCCCUCUGACGGUGUUUGUGGUGGAGCGGCGGGCGUUCGGGCGCCUGGUGCUGGUCGGCACCCACGUGGUCCAGAGCCUCAUGAGCUACGCCCCUCCUGAGCUGGGGGAGGAGCCAGAGGAGGAGGAGGAGGAGCCUAAACCGCCAGUGAGGAAGACCACGACGAAGGCGGUCAGCGCUCUGACCACAGUGACGAAGAUGGAACUCAGCAGCCUGUCAAUCAAAAAGUCCAAGAUUCCCAUCAACCCCCUCAACCUGGUGACGGAUCCCCUGAAGAAACUGACAAAGAAAGGGGAGGAGCUCGAGGAGGAGGCGCCAGAGAAGGAGGAGCUGGAUUGGUGGUCAAAGUACUACGCCUCACUGGAGGAGCUGGAGAGACAGGCGGCUCUGGAGGAGGAGAUGGAGGAACAAGCAGAGACAGAUGGAGGGAAUCUGACCAUGGCCAACAUUGAAGAUGAGGAGGAGGAGGUCGUCGUGGAGAUUGAGCCUCCCAAACGCAAGAAGAUCGCCACGCUGAAGCUGUACGGUGGUGAUCUGGAGUCAGAGUUCAGUCAGUUUCAGGAUUGGCUGCGGAUCUUCCCGCUGUAUAAAGGCCGAGCCGGCGAGGAGGAUGAGGAGGACGAAGAGGAGAGGCUGAUGGGAAAAUACAAGGGCUCCUUCCUGGUUUAUCCGAUCGCUCCAGGAGAGGAAGACAGGAAGUGUCAGAUUACCAACGGAAUCCCCAGAAACUCACCGCUCAAAGUCCUGGUCCGGGUCUACGUGGUGAAGGCCACCGGUCUGGCUCCCACAGACCCCAACGGUAAAGCCGACCCCUACCUGCAGGUGAGAGCCGGCCAGCAGAGCCUGGACACCAAGGACAGAUACAUCCCCAAGCAGCUGAACCCUGUGUUCGGAGAGGUGUUUGAGCUCACGGUGUCGUUUCCCUUGGAGACGGAGCUGGUCGUCACGGUGUUCGACCACGACCUGGUGGGAUCUGAUGAUGUCAUCGGCGAGACGCGGAUCGACCUGGAGAAUCGAUUCUACAGCCGCCACCUGGCCUGCUGCGGCCUGGCCCAGUACUACGACACUGAUGGUUAUAAUAAAUGGCGUGAUGCGAAGAAGCCUUCGGUCAUCUUGGCUGAACUGUGUCGGAAGAACGGCGUUCCGUCUCCGGAGUACCGAGCAUCUGAGGUCAAAGUUCUCAACAAGAUCUUCAAGAUCCCACCUGACGCCACACCUGAAGAUCUGUUGAAGAAGAACCAGCGUUCUCCAGAGGAGCAGGCUGAGAUGGAGGAGCACGCGGCCCUCAGCGUGCUGCAGCGCUGGGGCGAGAUGAAGGAGUUCCUGCCUGGAGCUGUGAUGCUGGUUCCAGAACAUGUGGAGGUCCGAUCACUGCUGAACCAGGACAAACCAGGACUGCCACAGGGAUAUCUCCAUAUGUGGGUGGACAUGUUUCCUACUGACAUCCCUGCUCCGCCCCCUGUUGACAUCAAACCCCGCCUACCCAUACAAUAUGAGUUGCGUGUGACCAUCUGGAACACGGACGACGUGGUUCUGGACGACAUCAACCCGUUCACUGGCAUCCCGUCCUCUGAUAUAUACGUUAAAGGGUGGAUAAAAGGUCUAGAAGGAGACAAACAGGAAACUGACGUCCACUUCAACUCUCUGACUGGAGAAGGAAACUUCAACUGGAGGUUCAUCUUCCGCUUUGACUACCUCCCCACUGAGAAGGAGGUGGUGUACAAGAAGAAGGAGUCCAUCUUCUCUCUGGAGGAGUCAGAGUUUCGUCAGCCAGCCGUCCUCACGCUGCAGGUCUGGGACUACGACCGCAUCGCCGCCAACGACUUCCUGGGCGCCAUCGAGCUGCGUCUCAGCGACAUGGUGCGACCAGGCAAGUCGUCAGAUACGUGUUCGGUUCAGAUGGCGAAGGACCGGGCCGGCCCCCGCUUCUCCAUCUUCCGCUCGAAGAGGAUGAAGGGCUGGUGGCCGCUGAUCCGCCUGAAGAGCCUGGAGGACAUCGAGAGGGAGGAGCGGGAGAAGGAGGAGGCCAAGAAGAAGAAGAAGAAAGGCGACAAGAAAAAGAAGAAGAGCAAGAGGAACAAGAUGAAGCUGCAGGACCUCCAGUUCACUGACAGCAGCGGGAACACCUACCUGCUCAUGGGGAAGGUGGAGGCGGAGCUUCAGCUGGUGACGUUGGAGGAGGCGGAGUCUAACCCGGUGGGACGGGCCCGCAAGGAGCCCGAACCUCUGGACAAGCCAAAUCGUCCCACCACCAGCUUCUCCUGGUUCGUCAACCCGAUGAAGACGUUUGUGUUCUUCAUCUGGAGGAAGUACAAGAAGUACAUCAUCGCUCUGGUCAUCCUCGUCAUCCUCGGCCUCUUCCUCUUCCUCAUCCUCUACACACUGCCGCAGCAGAUCUCCAGCGUCAUCAUCAAAGGAUGACGAGGGGGCGGAGCUUCUCUUUCCUGCAUGUGACUGAUCAGCUGCUCCCCGUCUCAAUCACAUUUUACUGAUAAUCAAUCAAUAGAUCUCGAUGUUGACCUCACUCAGGGCUUGAAGUAGGCUGCUACUCCCUAUGCUCUGUGGGGAGGUUAGGCCCCGCCUCCCCCAGAGGCCGCCACAACCAAUCAGAUUCAUUAUAUAAAAAAGAAAAGCCCAUUCAGCCCGCUGAACCACCAGAGGAACUCUUUAAUGACGGUUCUCGUUCUUUAGAAGUGUGAACUUGAGCUAAGAGUUUUGUCGACUGCAGAAUAAAUCCAUGUUUCCUUCAUGUUUUUGGCUCAGUAGCUUGAUGCUGCUCGUCACGUUCACCUGGCGCAGGUUAGUGAGCAGCAACACACCUGAGCCGAGGCUGAGAGGAGCUCCGCCAAACACCUGGGGCCUCAUUUCUAAACGCUGCGUACCCACAAAAGAUGGCGUACGCCACUUUGUAAGCAACGUUUGGGAUUUAUAAAAAACAAACUUAACGGGAGAACGUGCACAGCUCCACGCUCCG
This is a messenger RNA of Myripristis murdjan (pinecone soldierfish), 6850 nucleotides long. It is a transcript of the gene fer1l4, whose product is annotated as fer-1 like family member 4. The record is from RefSeq and is a predicted model, not a curated record. Lineage: Eukaryota; Metazoa; Chordata; Actinopteri; Holocentriformes; Holocentridae. Gene Ontology annotation, biological process: plasma membrane organization. The coding region runs from base 139 to 6297 and encodes 2052 amino acids. The transcript is spliced from 49 exons. Gene Ontology annotation, cellular component: membrane.